Messenger RNA from Venturia canescens, 4424 nucleotides. It is a transcript of the gene PAN3, whose product is annotated as Poly(A) specific ribonuclease subunit PAN3. Lineage: Eukaryota; Metazoa; Arthropoda; Insecta; Hymenoptera; Ichneumonidae. The record is from RefSeq and is a predicted model, not a curated record. Gene Ontology annotation, biological process: nuclear-transcribed mRNA poly(A) tail shortening; protein phosphorylation; mRNA processing. The transcript is spliced from 9 exons. Gene Ontology annotation, molecular function: protein kinase activity; poly(A) binding; ATP binding. Gene Ontology annotation, cellular component: P-body; PAN complex. Bases 218 to 2047 code for a protein of 609 amino acids.
CUUGUCUUUUGCGCAAAUACACAGGGGAAAACAGUUUUAUAAUCUUCGCACAACGCAAAUUUUUUGUCUCCUUUUGCAGAUCAAACUUUGCAAUGAUUCUUAAAUUUUUUUCAAACAGAGGCUACUAAUAAUCGAUCACUGUGAUUGUCUGGCAACUCUGCCUGCUUUUUUGAGAUAAGAAAAGCAUAAUUUGGUCAAUGCCGAAGUCUAGGAUAAAAUGGAUCCGUCAAUGUUUGUUCCGUACAGCGCACAAGCUAGUGUAGUUCCACUCGAAUCCAAACUCGCCACUUACAUGAACCGUCAAAGUCCAGCGACAACAUUGAACGCAAAUACGGUCGCAAAACAUUUAUCGAGUCUUUCCCUCGAGGCGCAGAAAAAAGCAACUGCGAGUCCCGAAUUCGUACCGGGCCGUGGUCUCACUGGGAGUAACAGUAGUUCACCGAAUUUAUUCACCAACUCCUAUCAUUCCCAAGAGAAUGUCGGCGGCACGACUUAUUUUUACGUCGGUAAUGCGGCCGCCACUGAAUCGGUCGCGAACGACGAAAUCGCCGACUCUAUUGGUAACGUAGGAGGAAACCAAUUGAAUUACGUGUAUCCAGGAACGCCGGCUCACCUGCAGGCGGUAAAGCCCAUAAAGCCGACAACAUCUAACACGAGUUCAUCAGCACCCACGACUCCUCCGCCACAAUCCAAUUCGAGUUAUUUCGUAAGCGCCGGUUUGCGGAUGGAUAUACUUCACAAAAAUUCACUCAGUUUGACGCAACCAGAUCCGACCCAGUUUCCUGAUUUGCCAGCCGAGGUUGACAAUUAUCACGAAUUGUGUCCUUUAGAACCGAUUCAUAAGCCUGCUUCGACCGUUCUUGGCUAUCAAACCUCGACCUACAAAGCAACAAGUCUUAAAAACGGCCAACGUUAUUGCUUACGUCGAGUACACGACUUUCGUCUGGGCAACACCAAAUGUAUGCUCCUUGUUGAUAUGUGGAAACGACUCUCCCAUACCAAUUUGGUCCAAUUGCUCGAAGUUUUCACCACCAAGGCAUUUGGUGAUCAUUCCAUGGUUUUCGUAUACGAUUAUCAUCCGGGUUCGGAAACGUUGCUGAACAAACAUUUUUCCGCUUCGGAGUUGAACGGCUAUGCGGAUCCUUUUUGUUCGGACCCAAAUGCCCCUCGACCUUAUAGUCACACGAAAAACACGAUUUUGCGACAACAGCAGAGUAACAUGUUGCCGGAAAAUGUAAUAUGGAGCUAUAUCAUUCAACUGACUGCGGCUCUUCGCGUUAUUCAUACUGGUGGUGUGGCGUACAGAUGUCUUGAUCCAACGAAAGUAUUGUUGACCUCGCGAACUCGUCUGCGUCUGAGUUGUGCGGCUGUGCCCGAUGUCGUGACAUACGAUGGAAACACGGCAAAUCCAUUAUCUUUGAUACUUCAUUAUCAGCAAGAGGAUCUAAUAGCCCUUGGGAAGCUCGUACUGGCCUUAGCGUGUCGCAAUCUUCUUGCCGUCCAUCGCGACAACAUUCAAGCCUCGCUCGAGCUUGUCGCACGUUCCUACUCCAACGAUCUCCGAAAUUUUAUUCUUUAUUUGCUCUCGGAUCAAGCUAGAAAAUGCGUGACGGAUCUCAUGCCCAUGAUUGGCGCUCGUUUCUACACUCAAUUAGACGCGGUGCAGCUACGUUCGGACGGUCUCGAGAACGAGUUGUCGAAGGAACUCGAGAAUGGAAGACUCUUCAGGUUACUCGUGAAACUCGCGACGAUUAACGAGCGGCCGGAACUUAACAUGGAACUAACGUGGGCCGAGACCGGCGAUCGAUACAUGCUCAAAUUAUUUAGGGACUACGUUUUUCACCAGGUUACUGCCGAUGGUAGGCCUUGGCUAGAUAUGGCCCACGUUGUUUCCUGUCUCAACAAACUUGAUUGCGGCUCACCCGACAAGAUUUGUCUGAUGUCGCGGGAUGAGCAAAGUGUCCUCGUUGUGAGUUAUGCCGAGCUGAGGCAGUGUCUCGAAACGUCAUUCGGUGAACUAAUGCAAGCUGCGAAAGAUGCGGUCUAAGAAAUGAAAAAAGAUGAACGAGUGUCUCACCGAGGGCCAGUUUACAUCAGGAAAACCAUGAAUGUGAUAUGAACAUUUAGCGGUACUAUCGUUUUAAAAAGAAACAAAAGACGAGUUAACUGAAACUGAAUAAGUGACGAGUGUCGCAAAAAACGAAAGCCGUGCUGAAAAAAGUGCGGAGCAUGUGUAAUUUUUAUUGUCCCGUAAACAAACGCGAAUUUUGUCGAUUGCGAUACUUUCAGCUCGUUGAUGUCUCGAAAGCGAGGAAUAAAACUCGCGUUUGUUCUCGGCUCUCAAAAUCUAUGGGAUUUUUUCGUACGAAUUGGGAUACGCGCGCUCGAACCAGUUCAAACGUUUGUUUUCCUUUCUUCGACAGCUACAAUUCAAGUGUAAUAUACAAAUAAUUAACGUAUACGUAUGAAUCGUGUGUGGAGAAUAAUCCUAAUCGUCGUACGAGGCAAUACGUCGAAUAGAAUUUUCAAAAUACGUAAGAUAACAGGAAGCCGAAGAAAAAAUCAUUGAAACUAUCGGUCUUACGAAUUGGAUCGGGCGCGCGGUUUAAAAGAAAUGAAAAACAAGCAUUAAACGAAUCGAAUACGUGUCGUGCAGCGGGAAUAAAAUUUCCUGAUCACACUCGGUGAUUCAGGACUAAAAAUCAUAGAGCUCUUAGGUUUUAGGAUUACGUACAACUCUUAAGCAUUCAUUUUUUGAAAUAAAUGUUUAUUUUUGAAAAGAAUCGCUCAACAAACUCACUUUUCCCUCGAGCGAUCGUUCCAAUUGCUUAUUAUCACUCUCUUUUUUUUUAUUCUCUUUUCUUUCCUAUAUACAGCAAAAAAAAUGCGUUCUCCAUGAUUCGCUAUCACCAAAGAGAGAAGCAAAGACUGUGAUAGCAUAGCUUUUACUCACUCUUCGACGCCCUGUCUGCAAUCACUCAAACUUGAUCUCAUUUCCUUCGCAAUUACGGGGGCAGACCGAGACUGGUCUCCGCCUGGACAGUGUCAUCUGCCCUAACUCAAACACACGCACACAUUGCAUUCACAUUCAUUGGAGCAGGUCUUACCAUUUUGUUAUAAUUCUCGAGAGUGUUAACGCUCGAGAGUGCGAGCGGUUUCACGCCAAAUCGAACAAAUAAUGUUGAAAUAUUUUGUUUCGUUUGCGAAUUUUAUAAAUCCGCGAUUUGCGAAUUCACACGAUUUGAAAGAUUAGUGAUUAGGGGGACUCCGAGUUUGCCCUAAUUCGUCAGAGUUCAAUCUAUGUUACGCCAUCGGAAAAAUGUUGAAAAAUUUUGAUUAAUCUCCGAAAUUUAUAAGCUUGGAUUCGCAAAUUGAAACUUUUCAAAGCUUGAUGAUUGGUGCCGAAGAAAUUUGCUACUGUUAAUAGAAUUCGGAUUCGCUAUUUCAUCGUAUCUCUACAGUGUACGUGGGAUUCGACGCAAUCCGAUCGAAUUGAGGCAACAACGUUAAAUAUGCUCAAACUAGUUUAUUUGAUUAUUUUUUUUCUUUUCUUUUCUUUUUAACUAAUUAAACAAACUGAAAUCAUUAAAUUUAUCCUGCAAAUGGCUUCGAUUUUUGUGAAAAAAAAUGUACAUUUGUUUUGUUCCCAGAAAAUAUCAUCAUACACAGGGAAUGAAACUGACGAGAAGUGUUUAGUCUCCGUAACUUUUUGGUGUUAGUGUACAAAACUGCUCCGCGAAAUGAGAUCCGCGAAGAAAGAAAUUGUCAUGGUGGACUAUACUUUAUGUAAAGAGGCACAUGUCAACCAGCCGUCGACGACAAUCAUUUCAUUUAAUUGUGUUAAUGGCAGCGCGUGAUUUCCGUCACGACACUCUCAUUUCUCUCCUUCUUUGUCCAGUUCCUUUGCCUUCGAUAAAAUCUCUUUCUUUAUCUCAGUAUCCAAAAUUGUUAACCAGUCAGAUUGAUAGUCCAAAGAAAUUUGAUUUCCUGGACUGAUUCUCUGUCUAACGUUUCUAAUCGAGAUUUGGUGGUUCUCCAAUGGAUCCGUUUCAAAAAUUUGUAGAAUUGAAUUAUGGAAAGACCGCUGGGAGAAUGGUGCAGAACCCUAUAAUCCGUAAAAUAGUCCUCAUAGUCGCCGUGAUCAUCGCGAUCAUCUUCGCGGUGGGAAUAAUAGUGGUAGCAAUCAAGUUAGCGCCGAAAAAGGAUUCUAAGGACUCAAAAGAUUCUAAGGACUCAAAAGAUUCUAAGGACUCAAAAGAUUCUAAGGACUCAAAAGAUUCUAAGGACUCAAAAGAUUCUAAGGACUCAAAAGAUUCUAAGGACUCAAAAGAUUCUAAGGACUCCAAAGACAAAAAAUUAACAAAGGAUUGAGAGACACUUGAAUGUACAAUAGUCGUAAAUAAAAUGAAAUAUUGAAAAAUAUA